Molecule: messenger RNA, 4904 nt
Organism: Frankliniella occidentalis (western flower thrips)
Lineage: Eukaryota; Metazoa; Arthropoda; Insecta; Thysanoptera; Thripidae
Gene: ClC-a
Product: chloride channel protein 2
Exons: 19
Coding region: 407-3643 (1078 amino acids)
Biological process (GO): chloride transport; transmembrane transport
Cellular component (GO): membrane
Molecular function (GO): voltage-gated chloride channel activity
Source: RefSeq, a predicted model, not a curated record
UCCUCAGCUGAGUCAGUCGGACUCUAAUCGCCAUGGAGAGUGGAAGCGACUGCCGGCUCUCGCGUUCGCCAGGUCGGACCACCGGGCCGGCUCUCUGAUUCCGUCGAGUACUCGGUACUUUGUCGACGUCGUCCUCGGCAGUGAGUGACCCGUCGUGCUGCGCCUCUGCCGCGCCCCCGCGGUCCUGGCAGCACUCGCACCCCGCGUCCAGCUCCCCGCCCGGGCGCCCCGGCGGCUCACCCUUACUGGAUACGUACCCGUUGUUGGCAGCAGCAACACCCAGCCACCGCCAUGUCCCCCACGUCGCAGCCGGGCGUCGAGCUGCACGCCCAGGACUCCCACAGCUACCAGCACACGUUGCGUGCACGGGAUGGACUGACGCCGCCUCCCGCCCCACCGCGUCAAGAUGGCCUCCAAAUCCAAGUCCGCGUCGGGCAGCGGUGGCGGACACCACCACCGUCACCACCACCAGAACCGGCACGGCCACCACGGCGAGGGGCACGGCAAUGCGGACAUCGCCAUCCCCAUGGCCGGCCUGGGGCCCGCGAGCGGCCUGGACGACGAGGAGCUCGUCGUGGACUCGGAGUGGGCCGACUUCGACCGCCUGCUCACCGAGUACCGGCUGCGCCGGCGCAUCAACACCGCCCCCUCGCCGCUCGUCUCGCGCCGCGACCUGCACGAGCUCAUCGGGGACUCGAGGGCGGGGCGGGGGAAGGUGUCCCAGGCCUUCUACCCCUGCCCGCCCCCCGCGCCGGGCACCGACCCCGACGACAUGGACUACGUACAGACCGCGAUGUAUGGCCGCUAUACGAAGGACCUCGGUGAAUACGCGAAAGAAGAAGCAAGAAAACUCGCUAUACUAGAAAAGAAACGCAGGAAAGAAGAUAGGUUACGGGAAAAGGAGUUCGACAAGUACAGCGGCAAGUACCGCGGCAAGUGCGCCACCAAGGUGCUCGCCGUGCUCGCCUUCUUAUGGAGGAACACAUUCGCGCGCCUCGGCGAGGACUGGGUGUUCCUCGCGCUCCUCGGGCUCAUAGUCGCCCUGCUCUCCUUCUUCAUGGACGGUGGCAUCGGCAUGUGCAACAGAGCGCGGAUAUGGCUGUACAGGGACAUCGCGACCCAGCACAUCGCCCUGCAGUACCUGGCCUGGGUGAGCCUGCCCACCUUCCUCAUCCUCUUCUCGGCCGGCUUCGUGCACAUCAUCGCGCCGCAGUCCAUAGGCUCUGGCAUCCCCGAAAUGAAGACCAUCUUGCGUGGCGUCGCGCUCAAAGAGUACCUGACAUUUCGCACGCUGGCGGCCAAGGUGGUGGGGCUGACGGCCACGCUGGGCAGCGGCAUGCCGUUGGGUAAAGAGGGUCCGUUGGUGCACAUCGCCAGCAUAGCGGCCACGCUGCUCUCCAAGCUCGUCACCUCCUUCCAGGGCAUCUACCAGAACGAGAGUAGGAACACCGAGAUGUUGGCAGCGGCGUGCGCCGUCGGGGUGGCGAGCUGUUUCGCUGCACCCAUCGGGGGCGUCUUGUUUAGCAUCGAGGUCACCACGGUGUACUUUGCGGUGCGAAACUAUUGGCGGGGCUUCUUUGCCGCUGUGUGCGGGGCAACCGCGUUCAGGUUGCUUGGAGUCUGGUUUAACAACGAAGUCACCGUGACGGCCAUGUUCUUGACGAGCUUUACCAUGGACUUCCCCUUCGACCCCCAGGAACUAAUUGUAUUCUCCUUGAUAGGGGUCAUGUGCGGCCUGGGCGGGGCGGGUUACGUGUGGGUGCACCGCCAGUACGUCACCUUCAUGAGGCGCAACAGGAGGAUGAACGCCUUCCUGCAGAAAAACCGCUUCCUGUACCCGGGGCUGGUGGCGCUCCUCGUGGCCUCCGUCACCUUCCCUAAGGGCCUGGGCCAGUUCAUGGCGGCAGACAUCAACACGCACGACCAGGUGGCGGGCCUCUUCAGCAACUUCACGUGGACCAAGAACGACCUGACCGUGGAGGAGAACGCCGUGCUGCGACACUGGAAAACCGACACCACGGGGGUGUUUUGGAGCCUGGCUGGCUUCACCAUCUUCACGUUUCUCUUCUCCAUUAUCGCCUCCACCAUCCCGGUGCCGUCGGGGAGCUUCAUCCCCGUUUUCAAGAUAGGUGCCGCCCUGGGCCGCACCGUGGGCGAGCUGAUGCACCUGUGGUUCCCCGCCGGCGUGCGCUACGGCAGCGCGCAGGCCGCCAUCAUCCCUGGCGGCUACGCGACGGUGGGGGCGGCCGCCUUCUCCGGCGCCGUCACCCACACCAUUUCCGUGUCUGUCAUCGUGUUUGAAAUGACGGGCCAGAUCACCCAUAUCAUCCCCAUCAUGAUAGCUGUGCUGAUCGCCAACGCCAUCGCCGCGCUGCUCCAGCCCUCGUUGUACGACAGCAUCAUUUUAAUCAAGAAGCUGCCGUACCUCCCGGACCUGUUGCCGUCGAGCUCAGGCAUUUACAACGUGUACGUGGAAGACUUCAUGGUGCGUGAGGUCAAGUACAUCUGGAACGGCAUGCGAUACUGUGACCUUAAGGGCGUCCUGAAGGACAACAAGAACCUCAGGAGUUUCCCCCUCGUCGACAAGCCAGACUCCAUGAUCCUGCUGGGUUCCAUCCAGCGUCUGGAACUAAUCAAACUCAUCGACAAGCACAUCGGGCGCGAGCGGCGACUGCAGGUGGCCGCGCGCUGGCAACGGGAGGCGCAGGAGAGGGCCAUGGAGGAGGAGCGCAGGCGCAAAGAGGAGCAGCAGGCGCAGCAGCGGCAGCGGCGCCCUUCCCGCUUCGAGGUCAUCCCGGCCCCCGACAUCCUCAAGAUCAAGCAGCAGUCCAAUACCGACUUGCGCACCGCACACGAGUACUCCAACCACAAAGAACCGCAUUUUAACCCGGUGUUUGGAUCUCAGCCUAAAAAGUCCAUUCUGAAGAAAACAAACUCGUUUAACCUCAGUAGCUUCGGCCCUCUGAUGAACAGCCCAAACCUUACACCUUAUACAACCGUUACGGGAGCAGAGAGCCGGAUCCGUCUAGCUUUCGACGCCAUCUUCAGAAAGUCUACGACGCUGCAGGACGUGAACCCCGGUGACGCCAGCGUAAAUGCCAGCAACGGCACCAUCCCCGGAGCUGGUCCUGGCGACAUUCCUCUGUCGUCCACGCCGGCAAGCCCAAGCCCCUACAAGAAGGUCCAACUGCCGAAGGAGCGCGUCAUCGACAUGUCGCCUGAGGACCAAAAGAUGUGGGAGGAGGAGGAAAUGGAGGUCCCGGUGGCUCUGCGGACAGUGCAGAUCGACCCCGCGCCUUUUCAGCUCGUCGAACGAACGUCGCUACUUAAAGUACACUCCCUCUUCUCCAUGCUGGGCGUGAACCACGCCUACGUCACCGCCACCGGCCGCCUCAUCGGUGUGGUCGGCCUCAAGGAGCUCCGCAAAGCCAUCGAGGACACCAACGCAGGCAUGCUGCCGGCACAGCCCCCUGCAGGAGGAGGCUCUGGCGGCGAGGUCCACGAAGCGCUACUAAGUGAGAGCCAGCAGCAGCACCGGGGCAGUGACAGCGACGACCCCAACCACCUCACCCUCACCUCAAUGGACAGCGCACUCAGCUCCAACGCCAGUGAGCCUCCCAUCCCGCUGGAUCACCGGCGCUAAGAUGCUGUUGGCAGAGUGUUGCAUGAACAACAUGACUGGACCGAUGCGCCAUGUUCGGGUUACAACCAAAGUAUGAGCCAUUGUGGAGGUAAUCACAGUGCCAUUUAAACUCCUAUGACUGCUGUGGCAAUGAACUAAAACAAAUAAGGUAGCUCAUAUGUCUUAGUUCCGUUUGGGUGGUUUGUUGAUUUGUCAAGAUGUCAAUUUAGAAAAAAAGGGUGUUUUUUUUUUUUUGGGGGGGGGGGGGGGGGGGGAGACUGGACCAGAUUAUACCUUGGAAGUAUCAGUUUCUUUGCGGGCUAUAAAAAUGAAAUUGCAUAUAAUUGUAGCUGACUCCUUAAAAUAUGUCCAUGUCAAGUCUACAAUUUAACAGUGAAUUUCCAUAUGAAGUUACCUUUCUUAAAACAAUCCCAAGUGAAGUAGUUGAGAGAUGAGAGUUUUGAGUCCCUUUAUUACUAAUCUUAAAAGGGGUUUUGUUUCUGAGCAUAUGUGAUGUAUUAUAAUUAAGUAGUAUUUAUUGAGAUGUUUCUUUUUACAAUUAUAUGACUCAUGUCCUUGUUAUAAUGUUUGUAGAUCAAAUUCAGUUAGAGUAGUUCAUACCGCUUAUAUCAAGGUUUUUAUUAUUUUAUGUGUAGGGCAAUUUCUCACAAAUUAUCAUCUUACUUAAACAUUCAAAGCCAACACAAAGUCUUCUUUUACUUUUGCAGUCCUAGUCAUACAAGGUGUGAAUGCUAGUAUUAGUGAUUUCAACCAGAAUACUCUGGUAACAAACCGCUUAAAAAAAUUAUCAGUUGUGUCAAGACAUGCAAAAGGUUGCAUGAAUUGUAAUGGUUUUAUCAUUAGUUAAAUGAAUUUAAGACAAUUUGAAAUUAGUAAUAGAAAGGCUGUAUUAUUAUAUGAUGUGAUUUUAACAAGAGCUUCAUAAAACUUCAGUUAAAGUGUCUAUUUGUAAGCAAAGUGUUAUCUGUUAAGAUAAAAUCCUCCCUCAGUUCUAUACUCUGGACCACUGGAUUUCCCUAGAUCUGACAUUAGUCUCAAGCAAAUUGAGAGAGAAUCCUAGCAGACAAAGAAAAUUCAUAUGCACAAAAGAUAUAGAUAUUAUUUGUCUGUGUACGCUAAUGUUUGACUCAAAUCACUUUGUUUUAUCAAUGUGCCAACAAUUUUCCAAUUUUGUGUAUGAUCUUGGAGGAACGGUUGUCCAUGAAUUUUCUACUUGUGAUAUGUACAGAUUAAUAAAAUAAAAAUUACAGGGAACAUGAAA